AUGCCACAGAGUGCAGAACUGAAAGACGUCUUGGAAGCAGGAGCCCUGCUGAUCUAUUCUGAGCGAUCGUCCCCCACGCCAGCGGCGAAAAUCGAGGACGUGUUGAGCUCCCGAAUCUCGCAGUACCGCUCUCGCCUCGGGCUCCCCGAGCGAGAAGGCGCUCUCCGCUCGCUCGAAGACAUCCAACUUGAAACGGCGCAAGAAGCCCUCUCCGUCGUCGAGCGCGUCCAACAGAUCCUCGAUGCGGAUGCCCGGCUCGACACCCAGGCGCCGUCAACCUCUACGCACAGACGAUACAAGGAAGAUACACCGGGAGAGGUCCCCGUCAUCGGGACGCGCGACAUCUCACAGCUGCGCACCCUCCUCUCUAUCGCGUUCAAAUGGGGCCUCGAGCCUAUCCUCGAGCGCGUCCAGUCCGCGUGGCCGAGCAAGCCCUCCGCGCGUGCAUACAGGGGGCCGCGGAUCGUCAACCUUUCGAACACGCAAGAGGACCACGCGCGCCUAGCGAUGAUGACGAAGCGCCUGUUGGGCCUUCUGUUUCCGCGCGGGGUGCACGGGGAGCUGCCGCAGACGCUCAUCACGUCGACGCUGCUAGGAAGACACGUCACGGGCACUUUGAGACUGGGGAUCGCGCUGGGCUGGGUGCCCAAGUCACUGGCGUCUGUGGGGACGCCUGUCAUCGACGAGCUCAGGCCUCUUAUAAUGCGGCUGUUGUCUAUACUCCCGCCAUCCCAGACCAUCGCGUCUCUAGGCAUAAUUCUAUCAAGUCCGACAUCACUCGCGCCACACGUCCAAAAAGCUUGCGCGUCGCUUCUAAGUCGGCAACUCCUUCGUCCGGACGGGGUUCGCGGCCUCUGUGCUGCGGUAUUUGGCGAAGGCGAGUCAGCAGAAGAUAAUGCCCCCUUGGAAAAGCUCGAGCACAUCGCGCGCGUCCUCAGCGCCGUCCCUUCCACUGUCAAGCCAGAGGUUCGUCCAAACAUCCCGCCCGCCUACAAACGUGCAGCGGCCUUCUCUCUUUCGCGCAUGGUCCUCACGGACGCGGCCUCACCCAACCCUACCAUCGCAUCCCGAGUCUUAUUACCUAUCUUACACGGACCAUUUUUGAAGCUCACCCCUGACCUGUUCUCAGAGCCCAACUCACCUGCUAUAACGCCCAUCUCAUGUCUGCAGCUCAUACAGACCUUCCUGACGAACACGGAUCCUUCUCCAACCCUGAUCUCCAUGCUGAUCUCGCCCAUAGCCCCGUCUCUGUACUCCCUUCUGAGCACGCUAGAACGUACGAAAACGGCAGACCCCGCACUCAGGGAAGCCGUUCGAGGGCUUCUAGUCACAUGGGGCCGCAUCAUCGAGGCGCAAGAGGGUGUGGCGAUCCUGUGGGCGUGCGUGGAAGAUCAAGGCGGGCAAUGGUCUGUCGACAUCGCGGGAGAGCUGAAGAAAGUCGAGAAACUGGAAGAAGUUUCACCCAUCGCACUCUUUACUCCAGAAGAUCUGAGACGCGCAGAGGAGAACGGAGAACUAGAUCCUGACGCGAAUCUCCUCGACCUGCGCCCAGACCCUGCUCACUUUGUACGGUAUAUCAAGUCCCUGGAUCGAGUAGAUCUCUCGUCCGAAUUCUUUGUGCGGCUCCUGGUAGCCUAUCGCGAGAUCAAGGCGGAGCGAGACGGGGACCCGAUGCGGACACUGCUGUACUUGCAGCUAAUCCUGCAGAUCCAGACUCACAUGUCGUCAGAAGGAUACGCGUCUGGAAAUAUAUUCAGCAAACCGGAACAUAUCUUGUCGUUCGUCAAGCACGCCCUUGAUGCUGGGACAGCUGCGCCUCCUCAGCCAAGUCAUUCGCGUUCAGUGAAGAAACUGGGUCUGACGAUGGACGAUCUCAGGAUUGUUGAUGAAGAUGAGGUGGACGAUUUUGGAGAUGGUGGAGAUAGCGACGACGAGACGCCUGGGUUGGAAGGGGUACCACCAGACGAGGAGAUGACUGCCACUGCAAUGAAUCUUUUACUCUCUAUACUCGAAGCCAAUCCCGACCUUUCCGCGAGCACUUCACCCAUCUUGGCAGACAUCCUAGUCCACGUCGAAGAGCUCUCAAAACAUCCUUCGGAGGCUCUCCGUCCGCUCGCCCGCGAAGCGCGGAUGGUGUUGACGGCCAGACUGGCGUCCACUUCAACGGCUUCGCCUUCCAAGCAACGAUCAAAAUCAGACGAUUCAGUCCAAAAUACGCAAGAGACGUACCAAAAAGCGCUGAAGCUCCUGCAAGACCCCAUUCUCCCCGUCCGCGCGCACGGUCUGCUCCUUCUGCGUCAACUCGUGGCCCCUGCCCGCACGUCAUCCAUUCGACACAAACCCUCUGCAGAUAUCCUCCCACUCGUUCCCGCCAUCCUAGAUAUCUUCCUGCAGUCCGUUCAGGAUGACGACUCGUACGUCUUCCUGAAUGCCGUCCAAGGACUAGCCGCGCUCGUGGACGGCUUUGGCUCGGAGGUCCUCCGCUCUCUCGUGCGCGUGUACACAGAGGGCCUCCAAGCAACCAGCGCAAGCGCCAGCAUGUUGACACAAGCAGAAGUGGACACCAGGCUACGUGUGGGAGAGGCGCUCGGUCAAGUGAUCAGAAAGUGUGGCGACGCCCUACCCAUCUAUGCGGAUGCCUUGAUCCCACCCCUGUUCGCGGCCGUGAGAGCGUCUCACCUCCCCACCGUGCUGCGCGCGUCUUCUCUGUCCCUUUUGGCACAGUGCGCUGAAACGUGCGACCUCGCCCUCAUGCCGUACGGCGCGGACCUGGCGGAAGCAAUGCUGGACUUGUUGCAGCUCGAAAGCGUGCGAGCAGCGCCGAACGCGCGCGCCCCACCACGCGCGCGGGAGGCAGACACGGAAACGCAAGGAUCAGCGAUAAACGAUCCUCGGCCCGUCCCAAAUGAAUCCUUGGACAGCCGCCCCUCCUCCCGCAACUCCAAGUAUCCCCCUUUGCGCCGUGCCGCGCUGCAUUUUCUCGCGCUGCUGGCUCGCGCUUACACGAUCCACAUCUUCGACGAUGAUGUGUUGAGUUUCAGUCCAGGAUCAGAGUUCCCUGUGAGCCGAGCCAAGGGAACGCUCGGCUAUGUUGCGGUUACGGACGUUGAUGAUGUAACAAGGGUUAUGGCGAGGGAAGUGGGGGAAGCUGUGGUCGAUCUCGAGAGAGCUAUCGCCGGGGUCUGA
This is a messenger RNA of Heterobasidion irregulare TC 32-1, 3186 nucleotides long. RefSeq lists its product as uncharacterized. Gene Ontology annotation, biological process: protein secretion. The transcript is spliced from 7 exons. The record is from RefSeq and is a predicted model, not a curated record. Bases 1 to 3186 code for a protein of 1061 amino acids. NCBI's taxonomy places the organism in Eukaryota, Fungi, Basidiomycota, Agaricomycetes, Russulales, Bondarzewiaceae.